AUGGCUGCCUUCGGGCUUCGGGAUGCCUGCCCCAAAGCGGGAGAAGAACAGGCAAAUGGAGUCGAAUUGAUGGCGGUUUAUACAGUGUUGAUAUGGGCGAGCAACAGGCAAAUGACCGUGGCAGCUGCGGAAUCAAAUUAUACAUUUAUCUAUCUAUCUAUCUAUCUAUCUAUCUAUCUAUCUAUCAUUUCCCAAACUUUUUAUUAUCUCUCUAUCACAAUCUAUCUAUCUAUCUAUCUAUCUAUCUAUCUAUCUAUCUAUCUAUCCUAUAUCCGUUACCUAUCUAUCUUAUACCCAUUAUCAAUCUAUCACAGUCAUUCUAUCUAUCUAUCUAUCUAUCUAUCUAUCUAUCUAUCUAUUAUUAUUUCCCAGACUUUUUAUUAUCUAUCUAUCUAUCUAUCUAUCUAUCUAUCUAUCUAUCAUUUCCCAGACUUUUUAUUAUCUAUCUAUCUAUCUAUCUAUCUAUCUAUCUAUCUAUCCUAUAUCCGUUACCUAUCUAUCUUAUAUCCAUUAUCAAUCUAUCAUAGUCUUUGUAUUAUCUAUCUAUCUAUCUAUCUAUCUAUCUAUCUAUCUAUCUAUCUAUCUAUCACAUUUUUUUCAUUAUCUAUCUAUCUAUCUAUCUAUCUAUCUAUCUAUCUAUCUGCUGAUUUUAGCAACAUUUACAAUUGUCUCAGUACAACAUCUGAGACACGCGCAUCUCGAAAUCAUAUUUCCAGCCGGAAAUCAACAAGUGUGUGUCCGUUUCUGACAGGGACAAAAGACAGCCCCCACCUUGACUUUGCUUUCUUUACCCCCAGGUCGGGCGCCACACUUGCAUCUCUUCUUUCCUUCCUAUUUAGCUUUUCGGAGAUUCAUUUGGCGCCAGUAGUCUUUCCCAUCGCUGCCGUUACUGGGAGAUAA
This is a messenger RNA of Acanthosepion pharaonis, 900 nucleotides long. The record is from the annotation of a GenBank genome assembly. Lineage: Eukaryota; Metazoa; Mollusca; Cephalopoda; Sepiida; Sepiidae.